UUGGAUCAGAUAGUGCUAUUUCAGAAUUUAAUGCUCAAAAGCAUUUAAUAACCAAAAAUACUGAAUUAACAACGAGUUUUAAUGAUCUAAUUUAUAAUAUAAACUUCACCUGUCUGGUUUUUUCUGGAGUAGGAUAUUAUAUAGUGACAUAUAAUCAAAUAUUAGAUAGAUAUGAACAAACUGAUAGUGUUUUGUAUAGAAAGGAUGUUAUUAAUUGUGAUCGUCAAGAUGAUGAAGCUAGCUAUUGCCUUUUCUGUUCUUCUCUUCUUAAUCAAGUCAUAAAUCUGGAUACUUCUGAAAAUAUUCAUUAUAAACUUUUCAUAUAUUUGUUUGUAAUUGGUGAAUUAAUUGAUGCAUAUCAAAACAGAAUAAUUUUGCAUUUGAAAAGAGCUCGAAUGGUUAUAGUG
Racocetra persica is the source of this 407-nucleotide messenger RNA. NCBI's taxonomy places the organism in Eukaryota, Fungi, Glomeromycota, Glomeromycetes, Diversisporales, Gigasporaceae. The record is from the annotation of a GenBank genome assembly.